GCGCACACACACACACAGACACAACGCAACACAGAGAGAAAGCGACAGUGUAUCACUGCGGGGGGAAGAGUGAAAGCAAUUGGGCUGUCUCAGGAUUUCCUAUUGCUCUGCUCAUCCCCUCCUCACCCCUUUUCACAUCUCUUUAUGGUGAGGCGGAUAGAUUAGAGGAGAGGGAUAUACACACACACAAUGGCAGAGGAAGAGGCCCGUCAGGAGACGAACCUCGGGGCCUAUUCGCCGGUAGAUUACAUGAGCAUCACUAGCUUCCCCCGGCUGCCUGAAGACGACGCCGGCUCCACUGACAAUGUCCUGCGCUACCGCAAAGAGGAUGACUCGUCUCUCUGCGAUCCGGACACGACAGAUCCUGACUUGUUCCUGAAAUCGGCUCGCCUUCAACGCCUGCCCUCCUCCUCCUCUGAGAUGGGCAGUCAGGAGAUGUCUCCAUUGCGCGUGACCAACAAGGAUCCAUUUUCUGGUGACUGCACCUGUCGGCAGGAUGGUUUGACUGUUAUUAUCACUGCCUGCUUAACAUUUGCAACUGGAGUCACUGUAGCCUUGAUUAUACAGAUCUACUUUGGAGACCCACAGAUCUUUCAUCAAGGUGCAGUGGUUACAGAUGUCGCCCAUUGCUCCACAGUUGGUACCGAAAUACUGAAUCGUGAUGGCUCUUCGGUGGAUGCAGCUAUUGUGUCCGCAUUAUGUUUAGGAAUAGUCCAUCCCCACAGCUCUGGAAUUGGAGGGGGUGGUGUAAUGUUAGUUCAUGAUAUCAGGAAGAAUGAAAGCUUCAUUGUUGACUUUCGAGAGACGGCUCCAGCGGAGAUUGAGGAGCAAAUGUUCGCACAUAGCUGGGAGGACAAGCCUGGUCUUUUGGUAGCUGUCCCAGGUAUGUUACAAGGAUUGCAUCAGGCCCACCAACUCUAUGGCAGAAUCUCCUGGCCUGAGUUAAUGGCUGCAGCAGCGAAAGUUGCACAAGAAGGUUUUAAUGUUACUCAAGAACUUGCUAAAGCAAUCGAUCAAGUUAAGGACAAAAAUAUGUCAGAUACAUUCCGUGAAACCUUUCUGCCACAGGGGCAAUCAUUACAUCCAGGAGCUUUCAUGAAACGUUUGGAUCUGGCAGCCAUUUUCAGUGCCGUUGGCUUAGAGGGUGUUUCAUCAUUUUACAAUGGAAAUAUCACAGAAGAGAUGUCUUCUGAGGCUCGGAGCAAAGGCGGAGUACUCUCUGUAGAGGAUUUUGCUAAUUACAGCGUGAUUGUUGAGAAGCCUGUUGAAGGAUCAUACCAAGGUCAUUUUGUGCUCACUGCCCCACCCCCACACGCGGGACCUGCACUUGUUGCUGCCCUCAACAUUUUGGAGGGAUUUAACAUAACAGCCCAGGCAACCAGGAAUUUAACCUAUCACUUACUCGCUGAGUCACUGAAAAUUGCUUUAGCCUUGGCGAGCAGCCUUGGCGAUCCCUUCUUUAAUUCCACUAUUACUCAGGUGACAGAGCAGAUGCUCAGCAAAUUGGAAGCCAAAUCCUUGCGCCAGCAGAUUAACGAAGGUGUGGGCUUCCCUCCUGCCCACUAUCUGCCCUACUACUCCCUGGAGACUGGUCCUUCUGCGAGCCAAGUACACGUCAUAGGACCUGACGACUUCAUUGUUUCUGUUGUGAGCUCCCUGAACCGUCCCUUUGGCAGUGGGAUCAUGACGGCCUCUGGGGUUCUUCUGAACAGUCAGAUGUUGGACUUCUCCUGGUCAAACAAAACACAGGACAAUUCCACAGUGAACCUUGGGAAUAGUAUUCAAGCGGGCAAAAGGCCUUUGUCUUUUUUGUUACCCACCAUUGUACGGCCAUUACAAGGUAUGUGUGGAACAUACCUCUCCCUGGGAGCCUCCCUUGGAACCAAAUCUCUGAGUAGCCUCACUGAGGUCUUGUUGAACAUUUUCUCGUUUCGCAAAUAUCUGAAUGAAAGCCUUGCUCUUGGCCGUCUCUAUCCCCAGCUUCAGCCGAACGUUUUACUGGUUGACAAUGAAUUCCCAGAGGAGGAUGUGGAAUUCCUUACGGAACGGAGUCACACGGUGGUGAGAGAAGAGAUUCAUUCCCUGGUCCAUGUGGCCAAGAGGAUAAAUGACUUCAUCACCGGCGCCAAAGACCCCAGAAGCAGUGACGCAGCUGCGUCUGUCAUUUUGUAGCCAGAAGUUUUUUUUUCCCAGUAAUUGUUUCAUUUUCUUUUUCUUUUCUCCUUUGGUUCACUGUGAAGUCGCAAAAUGGAAGACGGAGGUUAAAUGCAGAAUGUGCCGGUCAAACUAGGGCACGGUGGAAGAGAAGCAGCGAGCUAUGCAAGGGCUCCUGCUCCCCGAGUCUGGUUAUCAUUGAUGUUUUUAACUGAAAGCAGCCUGACUCCUGCUGCUUGUCUAUGGUUUUUGUGACUUUGGAGCCUUGGAGGCAGAUAAAAUGCGCACUGUAAAUCACCUUGGACCAAAGCAUGUUGCAGAUUUACUCUGUGAUCCUCCCCCUGCUUCCCCUCCUGCUCCUCAUUUUAUUUCCCUAGUCAUAGGGUCCCAAAGUUUCCCAAACUAAUAGGACUUUAUGUCAUUGAUGAGUUGCGAAACCAGCAACAUUUUGGACACAUCCAGUUCCAAGACACAGAUCUCUGUUCACUUUGCGUCAGCUAGGGUUUGGUCGCAUAGUGGUUAUGUUACUGGAUCGGUGAUCUAGGGACCCGAAUUCAAAUCCCACUACAGUAGCUGGGGAAUUUCAAUUGAGUUAAUUAAGUAAGUUUGCAAUAGAAAGAACAUGGGUAAUACAGGACUGUGAAUCCAUUUAUCUAUAAUGGGUAAUACUGGACUGUUGUAAAAGCCCAUCUGGUUCUCUGAUGUUGUUAAGGAAAGGAAAUCUGUCAUUCUUACCCAGUCUGGCUUAUAUAUGACUCCAGACCAACAGCAAUGUGGUUGACUCUAAAUUGCCACUCAGUUAUAUCAAAACUGCAGUGUCAACUUACAAUAACUCCCUACUUCCCAGCAAUAUGGGAAUACCUUUACUGCACACACUGCUGCAGUUUAAGAAGGUGGCUCACCACCACCUUCUCAAGGUCAAUGAGGUG
Molecule: messenger RNA, 3083 nt
Organism: Carcharodon carcharias (great white shark)
Lineage: Eukaryota; Metazoa; Chordata; Chondrichthyes; Lamniformes; Lamnidae
Product: glutathione hydrolase 7
Exons: 15
Coding region: 190-2172 (660 amino acids)
Biological process (GO): glutathione catabolic process
Cellular component (GO): plasma membrane
Molecular function (GO): glutathione gamma-glutamate hydrolase
Source: RefSeq, a predicted model, not a curated record